AUGGUUUCCUCCCCGAAUGGCCUGCCUUUGUCAAGGCUCCCUCAUUCCUACUACCAUUCAUGGGAAAGGCUAGCAGCAGACCUCCCUUCUCUCAUCAAGAACGGUCAGAUAAGAUCACUGAUCGACAGCCUGCCUGUUCUCACAACCUCAGAGUUGAAAUCUGAACCAGAGUGGCGGCGUGCAUACUCCAUUUUGGGAUUCCUAACCCACGCAUACAUCUGGGGAGGCGAGAAGCCCGCAGAGGUUCUACCGCCUGCCAUCUCCAAGCCCUUUCUCGAGAUUUCAUCCCGUCUCGGUCUCCCCCCAACUGCUACAUACGCAGCCCUCACCCUCUGGAACUUCACCACAACCCCAGAGGCAGACCUCACAGACCCUGACAACGUCUCUCUUCUCACCUCAUUCACCGGAACGAAAGACGAAGAAUGGUUCAUCGUCAUCUCGGUCGCCAUCGAAUGCAAGGGUGCCCGUCUCCUGUCGCUCAUGCUGGAUGCCAUUAGUGCCGCUACUGUUCACGAUGCCCAGCGCCUGACUGCUCUUCUCUACAGCUUUAGCGAUGGCCUCAGAGAUCUCACCACCAUGCUCAUACGAAUGUACGAGAAAAAUGACCCAAACGUCUUCUUUUAUGUCCUGCGGCCUUUCCUCGCCGGAAGCAAGAACAUGGCUGCAGCAGGUCUGCCGAAUGGUGUGUUCUAUGAUGUCGGCGAAGGCCAGGGCGAAUGGCAUCAAUAUAGCGGAGGUAGUAACGCCCAGAGCUCGUUGAUUCAAACCUUUGAUAUCUUCCUCGGAGUGAACCACUCCGCCACGGGUGAUAUCAAGCCAGGCACUGGAUACAUCAAGCCCCCCCACAGACAAUUCCUGGAAAAACUCUCCGACCUCUGCAAUAUCCGUGACUAUGUCAUCUCCGCACAGGGCGAGCCCGAGCUAAAGGAAGCCUACAACGCAGCCGUCAUGACUCUCAGUUCGUUCAGAGAUGCGCAUAUCCAGAUUGUCACGCGAUACAUUAUCAUGCCGGCGCGAAAUGGCCCCCCAGUGGAGCACACGGGCGAUAAGGUUAAUCUUGCGACCGCAAGUUCCCAGGUGGACGGGUUGCAGGAUAAUAAGCCUUCCGGUCUUUAUGGGACUGGUGGUACUAGCUUGAUUCCUUUCUUGAAGCAGACGAGAGACACUACGAAGAACGCUGCUUGUUAG
Molecule: messenger RNA, 1188 nt
Organism: Penicillium maclennaniae
Lineage: Eukaryota; Fungi; Ascomycota; Eurotiomycetes; Eurotiales; Aspergillaceae
Product: indoleamine 2,3-dioxygenase
Exons: 3
Coding region: 1-1188 (395 amino acids)
Biological process (GO): 'de novo' NAD+ biosynthetic process from L-tryptophan
Cellular component (GO): cytoplasm
Molecular function (GO): indoleamine 2,3-dioxygenase activity; metal ion binding; heme binding
Source: RefSeq, a predicted model, not a curated record